AGUGUCUAGACUGGCAUAUGAUGGGAGGCAGCCAAUGACUCCGCGGCGCUCCUCCGGGGGCCCUCAGUGUGCGUUUGAGGAGAACAAAAAAGAGAGAGCCGAGCGGGGGAGCGAGCGAGGGAGCCGAGCCGAGAGAAAGAGCCGCCGGGCGCUGCCUCGCCAGACCUCGCCGGGACCGCGGGGCCACCGGGAGGCACUUUUUGUGGAGGGGGGAGGGGGACGACCUCUGCAGCCGCAGCGUCCGAGGCGUCCGAGCGCAGCGUGGGGCGGGCUACGACCUCUGCCUCGGUGGAUUGCAUUUUUAAUUAAGGGUUCCCAGCAGCUCUUUGGGAUUUUUACAGUUUCCACCCAUGUGUUGACACCCGCGUUCAGGAGAAAUUCGCUCCAAGUGCAUCUAGCGCCUGGGACCUGAGACGGAGUUGGCCUUUCGUGCAUGCAAUUCCAGGGAUUUUAGUUUUGUUUGGGCUUUUUCUUUCUUUCCUUUUUUUUUUUUUUUUUUCCUUUUCUGCAGGGAGUAAGAAGGAAGCCGAGGGUAUCAACAAGCCUGCCUUUCGGAUCCUGCAGGAAGAGCCCAUGUAGUGAAGCGCUUGGGUUUUAAAGGCAGGGCUUCCCAGACACAUUUGAAGGGUUCGGCGCGAGCGCUUUGUGCUCAUGGACCAGCCGCGCGACUUUUGAGGGCUCGCCGGCCCAUGCGGGGUCUUUCCGGCGGCGCGCCGCCUGCAGUCCCUCUAAAGCUCCGGGGCUGGAGUUGCUGAGCGGCCCGGGCGCUGGGGUCCAUGUAGCCGCGGGCCGGGCGCGGACCGCGGCUGGGCGUGCGUGCGUUCCCCGCCGUCCCGCCCCGGCGAGCUCCCUCAUGUUGCAGCCUUGCGGCGCCCCUUCGACGACAGGCUGUGCGCGGUCUGCACGGCGCCCGGCGGCAGAGCUUCAUGUGGGGCUGCGGCCCGCGCAGCCGGCGCCUCGCUGAGGAAACGGACCCCCGGUAACCGGAGACCGCCUCCCCACCGCCCCACCCCCGGCGCCAAAGGAUAUCGUAUGUUCAGGUCCAAACGCUCGGGGCUGGUGCGGCGACUUUGGCGAAGUCGUGUGGUCCCCGACCGGGAGGAAGGCGGCGGCAGCGGCGGCGGCGGCGGCGGCGGCGGCGGCGACGAGGAUGGCAGCGUGGGCAGCCGAGCUGAGCCGGCCCCGCGGACACGAGAAGGAGGAGGCUGCGGCCGCCCCGAAGUCCGCCCGGUAGCCCUGCGGCGGCCCCGGGACGCGGUGGGACAGCGAGGCGCCCUGGGCGCUGGGAGGCGCCGGCGCGCAGGGGGCCCCCCGAGGCCCAUGUCGGAGCCGGGGGCCGGCCCUGGGGGCUCCCCGCUGGACGUGGCGGAGCCGGGAGGCCGGGGCUGGCUGCCCGAAAGUGACUGCGAGACGGUGACCUGUUGUCUCUUCUCGGAGCGGGACGCCGCCGGUGCGCCCCGGGACGCCGGCGACCCCCUGGCCGGGGCAGCUCUGGAGCCGGCGGGCGGCGGGCGGAGUCGCGAAGCCCGCUCGCGGCUGCUGCUGCUCGAGCAGGAACUCAAGACGGUCACGUACUCGCUGCUCAAGCGGCUCAAGGAGCGCUCGCUGGACACGCUGCUGGAGGCGGUGGAGUCCCGGGGCGGCGUGCCGGGCGGCUGCGUGCUGGUGCCGCGCGCCGACCUCCGCCUGGGCGGCCAGCCCGCGCCGCCGCAGCUGCUGCUCGGCCGCCUCUUCCGCUGGCCCGACCUGCAGCACGCCGUGGAGCUCAAGCCCCUGUGCGGCUGCCACAGCUUCGCCGCCGCCGCCGACGGCCCCACCGUGUGCUGCAACCCCUACCACUUCAGCCGGCUCUGCGGGCCAGAAUCACCGCCACCCCCCUACUCUCGGCUGUCUCCUCGCGACGAGUACAAGCCACUGGAUCUGUCUGAUUCCACAUUGUCUUACACUGAAACGGAGGCCACCAACUCCCUCAUCGCGGCUCCGGGUGAAUUCUCAGACGCCAGCAUGUCUCCGGAUGCCACCAAGCCGAGCCACUGGUGCAGCGUGGCCUACUGGGAGCACCGGACACGGGUGGGCCGCCUCUAUGCGGUGUACGACCAGGCCGUCAGCAUCUUCUACGACCUACCUCAGGGCAGCGGCUUCUGCCUGGGCCAGCUCAACCUGGAGCAGCGCAGCGAGUCGGUGCGGCGCACGCGCAGCAAGAUCGGCUUCGGCAUCCAGCUCAGCAAGGAGCCCGACGGCGUGUGGGCCUACAACCGCGGCGAGCACCCCAUCUUCGUCAACUCCCCCACGCUGGACGCGCCCGGUGGCCGCGCCCUGGUGGUCCGCAAGGUGCCCCCCGGCUACUCCAUCAAGGUGUUCGACUUCGAGCGCUCCGGCCUGCUCCAGCACGGGCCCGAGCCCGAUGCCGCCGACGGCCCCUACGACCCCAACAGCGUGCGCAUCAGCUUCGCCAAGGGCUGGGGGCCCUGCUACUCCCGGCAGUUCAUCACCUCCUGCCCCUGCUGGCUCGAGAUCCUCCUCAACAGCCACAGAUAGCGGCCCCCCACCUGCCCCGCCGCCGGGGGCCCCGUGCCCAGAGACGCAGCCCCCCCGGACGAACCUCCCCCCCAGAUAUCAUCUACCUAGAUUUAAUAUAAAGUUUUAUAUAUUAUAUGGAAAUAUAUAUUAUACUUGUAAUUAUGGAGUCAUUUUUACAAUGUAAUUAUUUAUGUAUGGUGCAAUGUGUGUAUAUGGACAAAACAAGAAAGACGCACUUUGGCUUAUAAUACAGAUAUAUUUUCUUUCUUUUCCUCCUUUCUCUUCUUUAUGUUUUGUUUUUGGUUUUUAAGAAAAUGAUACAGCAGAGCUAGGUGGAAAAGCCUGGGUUUGGUGUAUGGUUUUUGAAAUAUUAACGCCCAGACAAAAAGCUAA
This is a messenger RNA of Hippopotamus amphibius kiboko, 2913 nucleotides long. It is a transcript of the gene SMAD6, whose product is annotated as SMAD family member 6. The transcript has 4 exons. Gene Ontology annotation, molecular function: I-SMAD binding; transcription regulator inhibitor activity. Bases 1033 to 2538 code for a protein of 501 amino acids. Gene Ontology annotation, cellular component: heteromeric SMAD protein complex. NCBI's taxonomy places the organism in Eukaryota, Metazoa, Chordata, Mammalia, Artiodactyla, Hippopotamidae. The record is from RefSeq and is a predicted model, not a curated record. Gene Ontology annotation, biological process: cell differentiation; transforming growth factor beta receptor signaling pathway; regulation of transcription by RNA polymerase II.